AUGGAAAAGGAAGUCGGAAAGCUGCACAAGAGUUCCCACUUGUGGGUGCUGAGGGACUACUCUCGCCACAGAGCACGGCUGGGCGUCGGCCAGGCCGUCAAGAGCGGUGAAUUCACGGCGGCAGGCCACCGGUGGGAGAUCGUUUUCUAUCCCAACGGCGCACACCCAGAAACCCAGCGGCAAGGCUACGCGUCCUUAUACUUGACCCUCAGGAGCGGCGGCCGCGUCCAGUGUUUGCACGGAUUGUACUUGUUGAAUGCCAACGGCGGCCAUAGGGGUAUCGGCUUGUUCAAGUCUUGCUCUGGGAUCGCGUGCCUCGGGCCCGGAGAGCUGUCUGGCCAACGCCAAUUCAUCAAACGGUCCGUCCUCGAAUCACCUGACAGUGGUUACCUGAGGGAGGAUUGUCUUAGGCUACGGUGCACGAUUGGGGUCCUCGAUUGCCCCUUUCCUAUGGAUCACCCCUUUCUCAGGGUCCCCACCCACAAAAAAGGCGGAGAUCAAUGCAAAUCCCUCAAAGAGAUAUGGUCAUCCUUGUUAAAGGAGGCGGUUCGGUGUAAGGAAUCUGCUAGUGCUCUUCUACAACGGGAACUUUUGGCCAGUUCAAUUUCAAUUUCAUCUGCUCCUCCUAAGGGGAAGCUAUUGGAAAGUGUUAUUUGGCGUCUGAGUGCAACUAAGUUGAAGCACAAGACGAAGGACGAUUAG
Striga hermonthica is the source of this 702-nucleotide messenger RNA. NCBI's taxonomy places the organism in Eukaryota, Viridiplantae, Streptophyta, Magnoliopsida, Lamiales, Orobanchaceae. The record is from the annotation of a GenBank genome assembly.